AUGACAUCAAGAGAAGAGGUUGUCAUCGUAUGUGCACUCCGAACACCCAUCGCAAAGGCGAGAAAGGGUAAAUUCAGGAACCUCAAGAACGAUGAGCUUGUUACAGCUGCUAUUCGGGGCGUCAUCGAGAAGACUGGAAUAAAUCCGAAUGCUAUUGAAGAAGUUAUUCUUGGGCACUGCCUUUCCUCAAUGGAGGGAAGCCUAGCUGCAAGAAUGGGUGCUCUAAGAGCAGGGGUGCCUGUCGAGACGCCAGUCAUGACUGUAAAUAGACUAUGUGCAUCUGGAAUGGAGUCCAUUGGGCUUAUUGCGGAGAAGAUUAGAUCGGGGAAGAUAGAUAUCGGAUUAGCCGGGGGGUUUGAAUCCAUGUCAUCCCACGGACUUCCUAAGGAGUACAACCUGAGCAGAGACGGGCUGUGUGAAGAUGCAAUGGACUGCCUUCUUCCAUUUGGGGAGGUUUCUGAAAUGCUAAGCAAGUCUCUUGGUAUAACGCGUAUUGAGUCUGACGAAUAUGCGCUGACGAGCCAAAAAAGAGCUCUCGACGCCACAAAGAGGGGCUGCUUUACCAGGGAGGUGAUUCCAAUGAGGAUUGGAGGCGAAAGCGUCAAGGACGACGAAGGAAUAAGAGAAACAUCUCUUGAGGUGAUCAGAAAUCUGAAACCUGUAUUUAGGGAUGAUGGUAUUUGCACAUCUGCGAACUCCUCGCAGCUGUCUGAUGGUGCAUCUGCAAUACUUCUGAUGAGACGCAAAAAGGCCGAUGAGUUGGGUCUGCCGGUCAUUGCAGAAUUUGUUGACCUCGUUGUCACGGGGCUCAAGCCUAGAGAUAUGGGGUUAGGGCCUGUUGCUGCCAUUGAGAAGCUAUUGGAAAGAAAUAAUCUCAAGAAAGAUGAAAUUUCAUGCUUCGAAAUAAACGAGGCGUUUGCUUCCCAGGUUCUCUGCUGCCUCCAAAGGCUGGGGAUUGAUAGAAGCAAGGUCAACAAGUAUGGGGGUGCCAUAGCCCUUGGACACCCUCUAGGGGCUUCUGGUGCAAGGAUCGUCUGCACGCUGCUGAACGUCAUGGAGAACGAGUCAUCGGGAGAGUAUGGAGUUGCAUCUCUUUGCGUGGGCUCAGGAUAUGGAAUAGCUGCAUUAUUUAAAAAAUGCUACUAG
This is a messenger RNA of Encephalitozoon hellem ATCC 50504, 1146 nucleotides long. Its product is annotated as acetyl-CoA C-acyltransferase. Gene Ontology annotation, molecular function: acetyl-CoA C-acyltransferase activity. Gene Ontology annotation, biological process: fatty acid beta-oxidation; phenylacetate catabolic process. The record is from RefSeq and is a predicted model, not a curated record. Bases 1 to 1146 code for a protein of 381 amino acids. The transcript has a single exon. Lineage: Eukaryota; Fungi; Microsporidia; Unikaryonidae.